Messenger RNA from Capsella rubella, 749 nucleotides. RefSeq lists its product as uncharacterized. The transcript has 5 exons. Lineage: Eukaryota; Viridiplantae; Streptophyta; Magnoliopsida; Brassicales; Brassicaceae. The record is from RefSeq and is a predicted model, not a curated record. Bases 217 to 435 code for a protein of 72 amino acids.
CUGGAGUAUGUGAAUUGGGGGCUUGACACAUAGUUUUGUUGGGUCUCGCUCGAAACCUUCCUCUUCGUUUUGUUUGCAUCUUUGCAUCAGGUCUGGGUUCGAGUUUAGCUUGUCUUAAAUUGUCGCUUUGAAUCGAGAAAUUGAAGCUAUUUGGGGGGAUAAUUAUUGACGUAAGGGUUUCGUUGGAUCUGUGUUGAUUGAUAGGAAAGUGCGAUAAUGGCGGGAGGAGGAAACUUCAUAGCCAGAGUUAUAUCAUACGUUGCGAACGAGUUCAUAGUUAAUGGUUUGGCUAACAGCCAUGCUUUCCAGAGAUUUGCUGUGAGGACUUCGAAGAGAAUAGAAAAUCUCUCAAAAAUGGCUGCAGAGAACAAGGAGAAAGUUGCUCAGCAAAUGGAAGAGUUUUCUAAGAACAUUGACUCGAUGAAGAAACAGUGAUUAUUCCGCUGUGAGAGUCUUAUAAAGUCUGUUAAUUGCAUGGCUCAGCUCAAGUAGAGAGGUCUCUUUGUCUUUGUAUAAAGAAUGCUUUAAAAGAAAUAAGCCUGUGGGCUAAACAACCAGUGAUCUUUUGAUGCUGUUUCUCUUUUUUUUAAACCUAACUUGACAGGAGUGUUUAUAUAUCAAGUUCUGUCUAGUAAUUUCUAUCGUCCUAUGCUUCUUAUUUGUAGAGCUCGUUUAUUGAUUUUUCAUGUUUUGGGCUGACGUCGAUUUGAAAAAGUGUAAAUAUAUAUAUUCGAUUUGAGGUGUGAAAA